This is a messenger RNA of Megalops cyprinoides (Indo-Pacific tarpon), 6725 nucleotides long. It is a transcript of the gene znf638, whose product is annotated as zinc finger protein 638. Bases 1 to 6645 code for a protein of 2214 amino acids. Gene Ontology annotation, molecular function: zinc ion binding; RNA binding. NCBI's taxonomy places the organism in Eukaryota, Metazoa, Chordata, Actinopteri, Elopiformes, Megalopidae. The transcript has 26 exons. The record is from RefSeq and is a predicted model, not a curated record. Gene Ontology annotation, cellular component: nucleus.
AUGGCCGACGCGGCAGCGCGAGAGCAGGAAAGCGAAAGCGUUUCAGACAGCCGGGUGGGCGAAACGGGAGGCCUGAUAAACCUUUCGUUGUUCUUGGAAAGUUGUGUGCCUGUUGCAAAUUCCUUGAACUUUGGCAACUUUGGGAGCCCUCUGCUUUUUGGCCCUUUGCAGCUGGCCCAGAUUAAGACGCAGUUGGCCCUACACCAGCUGAGUGCCAUCGCCACCGGCAACCACGCCGCGCCGGCGUUGUCCUUGCUGAACUUGCUCAAGGUCACUAUGUCCCACCCCUUGUACAACCCCCGGGGGGCGCCGCCCUUCUCCAGCCAGCGGCCCGUGGUGUCUGGCCAGUACGGCAUGAGCGCGCAGCCGGUUCUGGACAUGGGGGCGGCCCGGGUGAUGUCGCAGAUGAUGCCCCAGCAGAUGGGGUUCCAGCUGCCUCAGCGGCCGGCACCACUGCCCCAGGAUGUGGAGUCCACCAUAGACAUGCACAUCCGCGGCGCGCGCGAGGAGGUGCGCAUGCUCAACCAGAUGAUGCACCAGCAGAAGCUGGCCGACCCGCGGCUGAGGAAGGAGGCCAGGGACGAGGGCCUGUCGCAGGGGGGCGGCUUCCCCCCGCAGAGGGUCCCCGGCAGACCCGACGACCAAUCCGCUGUGGACUGGUCUGGCUACCAGACCCCCAACAAGCUGUUCGCCUCGCAGGUGAUGGCCCAGCCAUCCCCUCCCGCCCAGAUGUUCCAGCCCUCUGGGUUCGGGAGUCCCGCCGGGGUAGCGAGAGGCGGCGGGGAGUCCCAGCCUCCUCCCCCCCUGCCCGUCGCCGCCGGCGACCGACGGCCGUCCCGCUACACGUCGGAGAGCGCCAGCAGCAUCCUGGCCAGCUUCGGACUUUCCAACGAGGACCUGGAGCUCCUAAGCCACUACCCGGACGAGCAGCUCACCCCGGACAACCUGCCCUUCAUUUUGCGGGACAUCCGAGUGCGGAAGGAGUCCAAGAGGACACUGUCGGAGAUGGAGCCCCCCAGGGCGUCACCGGGGGAGCCGCGGCCCAGCAAGGUCAUUGACUACGGGCACUCGAGCAAAUUCGGCUACUCCGAGGACAGCCCGGACAGCUUCAAGCGGGAGCAGCUACCCGCGGAGCCGCUGAAGUACGCGCGGGACGGGGCGGUGGGCGGCCCCGCCUUCGCCUCUGCGGAUGCCAAACGGCUGCAGUCCGGUGGCAUCCCGCCUGCAAAGAAAGCGCCGAUGGAGCUGAGGAAGCACCCGUCCGGGAUGGAGGACAAGACCGCCAAGACCGCGCCCAGCAGAGACCCCGGGCCCAAGCCCCUGCCCGGUCCCGGCAGGUCCCCCGCCCUGCCGCCCGCACCGCACCACGUCAGAACCAACCUGGUGAACCUGACCGACAGCGGCGGCGGUCCGAAGCCCGGCUACCCGCUCCCGAAGUCCGCAUGGUCCCCUUCCUUCCCCCCGAGCAACUCGGCGACGUCGAAGAGGCUGCCUACGCCGACCAUGAUGAACGAUUACUCUGCUGCGUCCCCGAGAAUCUUUCCCCAUACCUGUUCUCUGUGUAACGUAGAAUGUGUCCAGAUCCAGGACUGGAUCGAGCAUCAGAACACCAACCUCCACAUCGAGAGCUGCCGGCGGCUUCGCAAACAGUACCCUGACUGGAAUGUGGAGAGUGUCGCCGUGUCCAGGAAUGAGAGGAAGCCGUCUCUGGACCGCCACAGCCCGAAGCGGCGCACCCGCUCCCCGUCCCGCUCACAGUCGUGGUCCCGCUCGCCCAGCCCGUGGCGUUACCAUGGCCGCUCGGGGUCGCGGGGUCGCCGGCCUCGCUCCCGCAGCCCCCGCAGGUACCGGCGGUCCCGGAGCCGGUCCCGGUCCCGCUCGCCGCGGCGCCCGUCCCGGCCCAACCCGCCGCUGCCCCGGCGCCGGUCCCGGACCCCGCCCCCCCGCCGCUCCCGCUCACGGUCCCGCAGCUACACCCGGCGCUCCCCGCCCCGCCCCUCCCGCCGGCUGAGCCCCCGCCGCCAGCACCGCUCCUCCAGCAGUGAGAGGCUCGCCAAGAAGCUCAUCGAGUCCUCAGGGUUGUCUGUGACUGACAGCACCACCCUGGAGGCCGUGAUGGAGUCCCUGGCUCCGGCGCUCAUGGCAGAACUGGCCAAGAAGAAGGGGGCCUCGUCCUCUUCCUCCGCCAAGAGUGGUGCCAAAAAGCACUCCUCCUCGCCCCCGCCCUCCAAGAAGGGCGAGCCUCCUAAACCAUCCACGCCCAAAUCCGGCCCCGCCAAGCCCAGCUCGUCCUCCAAGAAUGUCAAAGUGAAGAAGAAGGCGGCUCCAGGCACCGCCUGUCUGCUGCGUCUCAAAGGAGUGCCGUUCAGCACCUCGCACCAGGAGCUGGUGAACGCCGUGCAGACCUACGGCAAGAUCAACAACGCCAUCCUCCUAAAGGCUAUCGAGGAGGCCUCAGUGUGUAUGGAGAGGGAGGAGGACGCCAAAGCCCUUGCCGAAUGCAAGAACCUGACGAUACGAGGCAAAGUCAUUACCAUCUGCAUGGAGAAGGAUGCAGCGAAGGACCAUAAGAAGCCUGUCGUUGUGAAAAAGAAGGAGGUGCCCACAGCCAAGGCUGCUAUGACCACUAAGGGAAAAGUUUCUGCCAAGAAGACAGAAAGCAGUGUUGUGAAGAAGGUGGUGAAGAAGGAGGUGUGUAAGAAGGGUAUGGUCCAGAUUUCGGGGCUCCCUGACAGCGGCUACACCGAGGAGGACAUCAUCAAACUGGCCACACCCUUUGGUCUCGUCAAUGAGGUCGUCAUCGCCGUGGAAAAGAGACAGGCGUUCGUGGAGCUGCCUCAAGCCGAAGCGCUGGAGGCCAUGCUGCAGGCCUACAAGGAGACGCCGGCAAAAGUCCGGGACAGCGAGCUGAGCGUGGAGCUGAUGCCCCGGCCCCUGGACCUCGCAAACCCGGAGUCGCUGUUCAGAGUGCUGAAGGGAGUCGAGAAGCCAGCGGAGGCUGCGGGUCUCGGCGACCGUCUCCUCGUGGUCAGCAACGUGCCCAGCGGGAGCAGCGCGGCCACGGAGAUCCAGGAGCUGGUGAAACGCUUCGGCAGCGUCAAGCAGGCCCUGGUGCUCAACCGCAGGAUCAUUCUGGAGAUGGAGACAGCAGCCAUCGCCAAGGCCGUCCACAGCCGUUUCCUCAAGUUCCCCUGCAUCGUCCAGAACAACCCCCUCACCUUCUCCGUGCUGAUUAAACCGGCAAAGUGCGCCGAGGAGGUCAAAAAGAAACCUGAAGUGAAAGGCACUAAACCAGCUGCUAAGCCGACUGACUCGAUAAAGAAGGGCCCCGCUGCCCCCAAGACUGCUGCUGCUGCCGUCUCCAGAACACCAGCCACCGUCCCCAAAACCACUGCUGCUGCUGCUACCAAAGCAAAAACGCCCAAACCCCAGACCCCCACCUCCACCGCCACGACGACCGACAAGCCCGCUGUUGCCACACCUGUUGCCACACCUGCUGCCACGCCCUCUCCCGCUGAACCGGCGGCCACGCCCACUCCCACAGAACCAGUUGCCACGCCCACACCUGCAGAACUGGCCGCCACACCCACACCUGCAGAACAGGCCACCACGGCGCCCUCUACUGUCCCCGUCACCACAACGACGGCCUCGGCCACCUCAUCGCCUGUGACGAAGCCCGAUGACCCAGCCACCGAGGGUCAGGCAGCGGCUCCUGGUGAGGGCCAGGAGACGGCCGAGGAGGUGGCCCUAGCCCCCAGCGCCGAGGGGGCAGCUACGGAGGGUCCCACGGGGUCCCCUGCUCCGGAGACCCAGGAGGACCAGACGCCCACGGACGCUGGUGAGGAUGAUGUCCCGUCCGCAGAGAGCGGCGUCGCCGUGUCUGCUCCGGUCGAGGGCACGGAGGCGCAGAGCGAUGCGGCGGUAGAGGAGCAGGCCGAACAGGGUACCGAGGUCAAACAGGGUGAAGCUGCAGCCAGCACGCAGGCCGCAGAGAGAUUGAGCCAGGAGGCUAAAGCGGACAGCCAGGCUGCGGGGCCUCCGGACAGCCAGCCCGCGGGGCCGCCUCCUGCUCCUCCCGGGGAGACGGCCCCUCCUAGAGACUCCCAGCAGCCGGAGGCGGAGUCCCCGGAAUCCACCAGUCCCAGCGCAGCCAACGCCACCCCCGCCACGCCGUCCACCCCCACCACGCCGUCCGCCCCCAUCCCCGUCCCCACCCCCGCAGAGAGCAGCCAGCCCCCUCCAAAAACCACGUCCACUAAGGCCAGCCCGAAACCCGCCAAACCGGACUUGGAGAAGCCGGAAGUAGGCGCGGCGACGGAGGCGGAGCAGAAGGCGCUGGACUUCCCGCCGGUGACGCAGGAGAUCCUGCGUGCGCUGGAGGCGGCAGUGCACGAAUGCCGCAUGCGCUCAUCGCAGCGGCGCGGCCAGGACCUGCACUCCUCCCGGCACCGCAGGGCCCCCUCCGAGGAGGAGCUGCCCCCCGUCACGCACCGCGGCGGCUCCUCGGGCUCGUCCUCGGGCUCCCGGAAGAGCAGGCACGACGGGAGCCCCGUCCCGCGCAGAGGGAGGGGCCACGCGGCCGAGGAGGCCCGGCACAAGAGCCACAACUCCAGCAGAUCUUCAAGGUCGUCGAGGAGCAGCUCCAAAGCCAAGGAAGACAAAAUGGUGGAGGACGAGGCUCUGGCAGAGAUGGGUGAGGACUCCUUCCCUUUCGACCUGGAUGAGUUUGUGACGGUGGACGAGGUCGGAGACGAGACAGACGGCCCCGCCCUGGAGGAGACGCCCGAGCCCCAGCAGCCGGCCACACCCACCCCGGAGCGCCCCGCCAAGCGCCGGCGACCGCAGGGAGCAGGCGACACGCCCUCGCCCACGGGCGUGGCGCAGAAGAAGCCUGCCCCCACAGCACAGAGGCUGCAGAAGAAGCCAAGCCCAGCCACCAAAGCCAAACAGGCCAAGAAGGCACCGCCCAGACCCGCGGCACGCAAAGGCAGGGCGGGGCCGGCCAGCGCACAGGCGGCCAAUGAGGACAUGGCGGAGGCGGAGUCUGAGGACUCCAGGACAAUCCACGAGGAUGGAGUAGAGGACACAAAGACUGAAGCCGUCAAUGCCUUGGACCUCCAGCAGGAGGCGGUAGCGGAGGCCUCUGACAAAGACGGCAAGGUGGCGGGGGAGGUAACAGACACUGCGGCAGCUACAGCGGGGGCGAGGGGCGAACCGGGGGUCCAGACAACUGCGGGAGAAAGCACAGCACUGCAAACGGACGGGCCGCGGAGCACGGGGGCGGAGCCGCCCGCAGGAACCUCCCAGCAUCCCGCUGCAAAGCAGGAAGCUGCAGCUGCUGGCAGCCAGGAGAAGAAGCAGGGCGUGGCUGCCGGGGGGGGCGCCGGGGCAAAGACCGGCCCGCUGGUCACCCUGGACGAGGUGAGCGAGGAGGAGGAGGACUACCCUGACGAGGACGAAGAGCUGCUGAUGCAGCAGGACCUGGGCGGGGUCGGGGACGACCCCGAGGCGCUGGUGACGGUGGACGAGGUCGGGGGCGAGGGGGACGAGGAGCCCUUCCUGCAGACGGACAGGGACAUGCAGGCCCUGGUCACCUUGGACGAGAUCGUGGAGGAGGAGGAGGAGAGCGAGGGGCCUGUCUCCGAAACUUUCCCCUUCAAUCUGGAGGAGGAGUCCGGAGACGCCUUCAACCCCGAGGCUCUGUUCACUCUGGAUGAGACUCGGGGCGACGAUGAGGAGGUGGAGGAAGAGGAGGCCAAGAAGACGAGCUCAGUGGAGGUCGUGCCUCCAGCCUCUGACACAGCAGGUCCCGUGCAGUCGCCCGUGGGUGUAUUCCCCUCGGCGGGGUCACCGGGCACGGAGGAGGACGGCAGGGGUCUGGAGGAGCUUCGCAGGAUGAAUUUCGUUACUGUGGAUGAGGUCGGAGAGGAAGAGGAGCAGCAGCUAAUGCCACCUGAGGAGGAAGAGGGAGAAUCAGCCCCCAACGCCAGCGCAGGCCAGCCCAAAAAGAGGGGGCGCCAGGCCACCGUUAGGAAAUCCACAAGGGGAAAGAAGGCCGUGCCCAUGAACGAAGAGGAAGAGGAGGAAGAGGAAGAGCAGCCUCAGGAGGUCCCUGGCUCCGGUUCUGUCAGGAGCUCUGGAGACGUGGAGAGACAGGACCCCACCCCUGUCCCCGAGCCCCAGGCCGUGAAGAGUGAGGCGUCCGGGGAUCUGCCUGCGGCUGGGUCCCCUCAAACGGGGCAGGUCCAGGAGGCCACGGACCCCAAAACUCUGCCCCCAAAACAGGAUCCUCUGGAGAGCUGUAACACUGCCGAGACCCGAGCUGCAGUCAAAGAAGAGUCAAAGCUAAGGAGAGAUGAGGUGCGGACAGUGGAGCCCAACCCAAAGAAGUCCAGAUCAGAAUCUCCCCAGAUCAAGGAGUACAAGAUACCCCCAUUCAGUCCCAACAGCCCUGUCGGUCUGGAGUUUGUGGUACCGAAGACAGGGUUCUUCUGCAAGCUCUGCUCCCUGUUCUACGGCAACGAAGACGCAGCUAAGAAGACGCACUGCGGUAGUCUCAAGCACUAUCAGAACCUGGAGAGAUACCUGCAGAAGCGAGAGGCGCAGCACAGAGGCAGCUCCGCCCACAGCUCCCUGAGCGAAUGAGCCGGGCGUUCCCCACGUCCCCGCCCACAUCCCCGUCCCCCGCCCGAGGGUGUCCUUCCUCUCAUGGGUCCAAUAUCACU